AUGGGAUUGAGUCAUUCUUCACAUUAUUCACACGUUUCUCAUGUAAGAAAUGUAGCAACAUUUAAUGAAAAAGUUAUUGUUUCGCCAUAUGAGGACGUUUAUCCCAGACUGGACAUUUUAGAUUUUUACAAUAAUGAGACAUAUCGACCUCAGUUUGAUUUAUUAGUUCAGGGCUAUCAAGCCCUUCAGGACCGCCCAUAUGAAGAUAUGAGAUCAUAUUACCAGGUCGCUGGCAUACAUGGUUUGCCAUAUACCGCCUAUGAUGGUGUUACUGGUGCUAAUCCAUACAAUUCAUCGGAAUUUUCAGAAGGUCGUUGGGGUGGAUAUUGCCAACAUGGAAAUAUUUUAUUUCCAACUUGGCAUAUACCAUACAUGAUGUUAAUUGAAAAUCUUUUGGUCGGUGAGGCUAAAAAAAUUGCCGCACAAUACCCUCUAAAUCAAAGAGAUAGAUAUAUUGAAGCGGCUAAACAGCUUCGUCACCCUUAUUGGGACUGGGCUGACGAAAAAGCUAUUAAAGGUGUCCCAGAAAUUUUCAUGUCUCCUACUAUAGAAAUAAACACUCCAAGUGGCAAGAAAAACGUGUCAAACCCAUUAAAAAGCUAUACACUACCCACAGAUAUUUCGGAGCCACUGCAGAAAGGACAAAAUCCAACCGAUAAACCAAAUUACAACGUUCCUAACAUGUCGUAUAUUCCAUAUACGCCAAAAGGCUAUCCAACCGUUCGAUAUCCAAAUUCUAAUUAUGAAGAUCGUUACGAUCUUCAAAAACAAAAUUUUUCAGUUUAUGUUCGGUCUGUAUUCAGGCCAGGCCUUUAUCAGAUGUUUCAUGUUUCAUCCUUUUUACAUUUUAGUAAUCAUAUAGUAGCAUCGGAUGAUCAUGAAAUACCUGAAUCAAACCCUGGCCAUCCUGUACCGGAUCCUCAAAAAAGUCUUGGGUACGCCCAUUUCUCAUCAAUUGAGACAACCCACGAUGGAAUACACAUGGUAACUGGUGGUCUUGGAGGUCAUAUGUCGUAUAUUGAUCUAGCUGCGUUUGACCCAAUAUUUUUUUUUAUUCAUUUAAACGUUGAUCGAAUUAUUGCUCUUUGGCGAGGAGUAUAUCCCAACAGUUGGGUUCCUCAAAAUUUAAAUGUAAACGGAUCUUAUACUGAAGGCAUGAAUUAUGUGCUUAACGAAUACACGGAUCUAGAACCAUUUAGAAAAUCAGAAACUGAAUUUUGGAAAUCUUCUGAUGUUCGAAAUAUAACAAAACUUGGUUAUACUUAUCUUGAAUUGGAAAAAUUCAAAGACCCGAAAGAACUGCAAAAUUACCUUCUUGAACUUUAUAAAGCUGAUCCACAUUAUGGUACACGUUAUUUUGUAAAAGUUACCAUAGAGAAAGGUAAAUUAGUUGGUCCAUACGCAAUUAGAGUUUUCGUUGAUCUACCAAGUGCGAAUGCCGCAACUCCUAUAACUUCUCCUCAUUUCGCGGGUUUUAUUGCUAUGUGGCAAAGUACUUUAGAACAUAAAAAUAAUUCUUUAGUAACAGGCACUGUUGAUAUUACUGCUGCUAUGGAAAGAUUAGGAAUCAGAACACAAAAACAAGACUAUAUUCAUGAAGUUAAUGCCACGACGGGCUUGUUAGAUCCUUCUUCUCUUUUUAAUAUUGGUACAGAUAUAAACAUAGUUCCUGUUAUGAUGAAUGGUUAUGAGGUUAGUCCGAAGGAUGCUGGGGUUAGUUUGGUUCAAGUUUUCUCUUUUGAACACGACAAAGUAGAUAAAAAUUUUUUGGUUGAAAACACUGGACAAUUUUAUACAUCUAAAAAAUUUUAA
Messenger RNA from Dentiscutata erythropus, 1812 nucleotides. The record is from the annotation of a GenBank genome assembly. NCBI's taxonomy places the organism in Eukaryota, Fungi, Glomeromycota, Glomeromycetes, Diversisporales, Gigasporaceae.